Molecule: messenger RNA, 5161 nt
Organism: Myotis davidii
Lineage: Eukaryota; Metazoa; Chordata; Mammalia; Chiroptera; Vespertilionidae
Product: nuclear envelope pore membrane protein POM 121C
Exons: 13
Coding region: 255-3023 (922 amino acids)
Biological process (GO): protein import into nucleus; RNA export from nucleus
Cellular component (GO): nuclear pore
Molecular function (GO): structural constituent of nuclear pore
Source: RefSeq, a predicted model, not a curated record
CCCCCCGCACCUCGCCGCCGGGUCCCGCGGCUCAGCGCGGGCAUCACAUUCACCCCUCCCACCCCGCUCCUCUUUUCGGACCCUCCAGGCGGCCUUCCCACAGGGAUUGUGGAACUUUAUCAAAUCGGUUUUUAAUAACACCUCGAAGACAAUAUCCAAUUCAACAGGCCCAAUAUUCCUUUCUGGGGGUACUUCCCACAGUGUCCUGGAAUGGUUAUCACAAGAAGACUGUGCUAUCUCCUCAUAAUUCCAAGAUGGUGUGCAGUCCAGUGACGGUGAGGAUUGCUCCUCCUGAUAGCAAAUUGACUCGUUCUCCAAUAACAGAGCAGUUACUCAGCUCAACACUGUCCUCACCAUCAAGUAAUGCUCCAGACCCAUGUGCAAAGGAGACUGUACUGAGUGCCCUCAAAGAGAGGAAGAAAAGAACAGUGGAGGAAGAAGAACAAAUAUUGACUGAUGGCCAGGAAAAUAAAAGAAGGCGCCAUGAUAGCAGUGGGAGUGGACAUUCAGCAUUUGAGCCCCUGGUGGCCAAUGGAGUCCCUGCUUCUUUUGUGCCUAAAACAAAAACUAGAACGAGGCAGCUAUGGAAGAGAAGUGGUCCAAGUUCAUCACCCUUUUCCAGCCCAGCCUCAUCCCGCUCCCAGACGCCAGAGAGGCCAGCAAAGAAAAUAAGAGAAGAGGAACUUUCCCAUCAUUCUAGUCCUUCAACUCCAUUAGUAACUGACAAGGAGUCCCAGGGAGAAAGGGUUGUAGAUACAACCACAUGGAAGAAACAGAACUUGAGGAAUUCCCCACCUACACCUGGCAGCUCUGGGCAGCGUAAACGGAAGAUUCAGCUGCUGCCCUCCAGGCGGGGGGACCAGCUGACCUUGCCUCCACCUCCCCAGCUUGGUUAUUCAAUUACUGCUGAGGACUUAGACUUGGAAAAGAAAGCUUCAUUACAAUGGUUCAACAAGGUCUUGGAAGAUAAGACUGAUGCUGCCUCAAGCUCAGUCACUGAGAACCCACCUACCACUCAGCCUUUUACUUUUACCCUGCCCACUGCUGGGACUGCUCCCUCUCCAGCCUCUCUCCCAGCCCCAAGCACUAAUCCACUGUUGGAGAGCUUGAAGAAGAUGCAGGAUUCCCCAGGCCUAACAUCCUUCCCAGAUGAUUCAGCUGGAGUGGCAACUCCUGUGGCCCAUUCGCCUCCGAAGACACCCAGCCUUCUGGGCCCUCUUGGCUCUUCACAGUCAGCACCCCUUCCAGGCACCUCCUCAGACUCCAAACCCACAGUAUCUUUCUUGGCGCUGUCCCCUACUUUUUCCAUACCAGUCACUGACACCACCAAGUCACCUCAGGCUGAGACGUCUGCCCCAUCCCAGGCCCUGUCUGCCCCAGCCCCCAGCCCCAAGCCAAGUCUUCUGUUUGGAAUGCUGAGCACUCCCCCUGCUAACCCUUCUGCCUCUGCAGCUCCUGCUGUGUCUUCAGCAUCUCCCAUGUUCAAGCCCAUUUUUGAGGCCCCACCUAAAAGCGAGAAUGAGGGCCCCUUGCCAUGUAGCCCUUCCAAGGUCACAACCACAGCAUCUUUUAGCUCUGCCAUUCCCACAACUACCAGCACCUCACCCAUCACUUUCAAGCCUAUUUUUGGCAGCAUGGGGCCACCUACAUCUGUGUCCUUGUCAACUCCCUUCUCCUUCAAUCAGACAACUACUGCAGCCACAACCACAAACGCCCCUCUCUUCACUGGCCAGGCCAGUGCCACCUCAACAGUGGCUUCUGCGACCACAGCCAGCACCUCUGCCGACUCAGCUUCAAAGCUUACUUUUGGCUUUGGUGUGAGAAAUGUGACCAGCACCAUGAACAGCAUGACUAGCACCACCACUUCCACCUCCCAGCCUUUUCUCUUUGGGAAUCCCCCUGCCGCUGGUGCCAGCUUUACCCCAGCCAUAGGCUCCAUAUUUCAGUUUGGCAAGCUUUCUGCCAUUCCUACUUCAACAACGACGACAACCACCACCACCUUUGGCCAGUCCCUACCCAGUGCCGUGCAGGCAGCCACCAACAACAGCACCGUUGGCUUUAGUGGUUUUGGCAGCACCCUUACAACCUCCGCCCCGGUCACGACCAGCCAGCCUACCCUGACAUUCAGUAGUUCUACCACCCCAACAUUCAACAUUCCCUUUGGCUCAAGUACCAAGGCCCCUCUCCCAUCAUAUCCGGGAGCCAACCCCCAGCCUUUUGGGGCCACUGAUGGGCAGCAACAGGGAGCUACCAAGCCAACCCUUGCCCCCAGCUUUGGCAACUCUUUCACUUUUGGAAACUCUGCAGCCCCAGCCCCAACUGCAACUCCAGCACCAACCCCAACCCAGCCAGCCUUUGGCAACACUGCGCAGUCAGCUUUUGGUGGUUUGAAACCCACAGCCUCCGCCUUUGGCACCCCUGCCAGCACCCAGCCAGCCUUUGGCAGCACCACAGCUGCCUUCUCCUUUGGUGCAGCCACCACGUCUGGCUUUGGAGCUACAACCCAGACCACCAGCAGCGGGACCAGUAGUUCAGUGUUUGGCAGCACAGCACCAUCGCCCUUCACAUUUGGGGGCUCAGCAGCCCCAGCUGGCAGUGGGGGUUUUGGGAUCAAUGUGGCUACCCCAGGCACAAGCUCUACCUCUGGAGCGUUCAACUUUGGAGGAGGACAGAGUGGGACCACUGGCAACACAGCCCCCUUUGGGGGAGGCUUGAGUCAGAACACAUUGGGCGCACCCAGCCAGAGCACACCCUUUGCCUUCAAUGUGGCCAGCACGCCUGAGAGCAAGCCUGUGUUUGGAGGCACCUCCACACCCACCUUUGGUCAGAACACCCCUGCCGCUGGAGUGGGCACAUCAGGAAGCAGCCUCUCCUUUGGGGCAUCCUCAACACCCACCCAAGGCUUUGUUGGCGUCGGACCUUUCGGAUCGGCGGCCCCUUCAUUUUCCAUUGGUGCAGGAUCCAAGACCCCAGGGGCUCGACAGCGACUGCAGGCCCGAAGGCAGCACCCCCGCAAGAAAUAGUGUUUGUCCCUUGCCUCCAUUCCACCCACCCCUUGCCCAAAUCUGGACCUUGGUACCUGCUAGGAAGAGCCUCUAACCCAUCUCGUUCCAUAAAGCAAACCUGGCUUCAGCCACCAGGGAGGUAGUAGCAGCCCUGGGGGCCAUUUCCCUCUGAGGAAGCGGAAGCCUCAGGCCUCUUGGUGGAGGGGGAGGUAGGAUGUGGCAGGGCAGAAGCCUGAUACCUUUACUUGAACAGUUCCACUGGUGAGGCUGGAGAGAACUAAAGAAACAUCUGUACAUACUGUCCAUUUACUUCCCUCACUUGUUUAGUAUAUAAGCUUAGGCAGCCUUCCUUCCCACCCUUUCCCCAGCGAGCCAUCUUGCUGGAGGGUAGACGGUAGAGCCCUGCCCACCUCUCUCUCUGGUAUGCAUUUAAUGGGAUUGGGGGAAAUGGAUUAUCCCUAAAGCUUUACCUUGCUUGGCUUGGCUAUAAAAAGUGGUUCUCUGGUCCCUUUAGGGGACUGUUUCCCCAUUUCUUGCUUUGUCCCUCAACUGGUUCCUUGCAGGAUCUAUUGCUUUUUAAAUGAUCUUGAAUCAAGCUUUGCCUUGAAGACCCCAGUGGAUGCUGCUCCUGCUAUUUCACUUUCUCUUGCCAAGUCUGAGUCAGUGUUUUGUCCCUAAUCCUAUGUGGCAGUUCAGCCCCUAAAAGCUUGGUGGCUCAAGACUGUUAGCCUGGCAGAUCCAGGGGUGAUUCCCUCACUCCAGGGAGGAAAGCUCUUGGAGCAGACAGGAUGCCCACCGCUGCUUUCAGCUGCCUCCUCACCCGCUAUCCCUGCUGGCCUCAUUGGGCACGUCUGCCUCUCUGGCACUGUAUGUUUAAAGCCUUGUCCUGUGUUACUUUGUCUGAUGCUCAUGUCUAUUUCUCUUUGAAUCGAGUUUGGAGGAAGAAUUGAAUUGUAUGAGUGGCGGCAUGUUGGUAGUGCCGGACUUAUCUGUUUCAAGUUUCUGGGACUUAGCUAAUUGAAUGUGGAAAGUAGCACCACUUUACGGCUACAAGUGCCAACUCCUGAAUUUUCAAAUGGUGUUUUGACUUUAAGGGCUGGCAGCCCAGGAGGAUAGGGCCAAGGGGAAGCAAAAACCUCGUCUCUUCCCUCUGCUGUUUCUCUCUCCAACCUACCUGACCUCACAGGAGGCUAGAACACCCCUAGUGUAUGUUAGAAAACCUAAGUUAAUGAGCCACACUUUCAAAUUCUUAGUCGCCACCCCCUCUCCCCUCAACCCUUCUUUUCUUUGUUUCAAAGCCACAUACCCCAGGCCUAAGAGCCUUGCUGCCAUGCCCAUCCUCUUUGGGAGAAGUAUGAAUGCGUGUGUCUAAAUUAAAAGAAAAAAUAUUUAAACAUUUUUUAACAAAAUAAAAAUUUAUUUUUGUAUUUAAGCUAAAUUGCCUUUUAAAUUCCUUCAAGCUUGGUUCAUUGAGGUGGUUAAGUAUAAAUGCUGUUGAUUAGGAAUUAGCUGUAUAGUUAAGUUAUGCCUGUGUGAAGAAGAGGCUCUAGUGCUGUCUCAGGCAGCUUUCCUGGGGUGACUAGAGCUCCUUCUGGACACAUUAUGUAAAAUGUAAUUCUUUUUUUUUUAUAAAUAAUGUGACGUAGAUGUAACUAGUCCCCCUCACUCUUUUGUGACUGAGGUUGAAAGUUUUGUGGCAGGGGACUGACUGCUCCCCCCCGCACCCCCCUUAGAAGAGCUCUGUUAAUACUUAACUGUCUGUGGAGCUGAGGAGGGAGCCUGAACCUCAAGUCUCAAAUACCUACUAGAAUUGGAGGGGUGUGGUGGGGCACAGGCCUAGAAAUCAAGCUUCUACCUAUACCUUAUGUAAGGUAGACGACCCUCUUAGUUUUAGUACUCUAAGCUAGUUUACCUCAGUUCCACAGGCAGGACAGUUGGUCCAGGAACCCCCUGAAGAGGGUAUCCUGGCACAGCCUGAGUGUGAGUGUGUGUGUGUAUGUGUACAUGUACGUGCACUGGACAGGAACGGGAGGCUGGGACUUUCCAUUACAAAUAGACUUAAUUCCUGUGAGUCUAGUUGGAAUUUUUAGUAUGAAUGUGAGAUUUUUCUCCUUGCUUAUGUCAUUAAGAAUAAAAAAAAACUGUGAUCUAUCGUA